GCUGGCAAGCGGGCGUGAAGUCGGUCGGCUUGUGUGCAAGAAUCCGAUCUGAAUGUGACACCGCGAGUGCUGAUUCGCUGUUCGAAAGGCUGCAGGCGGACUUCGCUUGUUUCUAUCCACCGAGUUCUACGCGAAGCUGGCGUUUUUCUCGAAGUUCACGUCGUUGAUAAACAGCUGCAAUUUCGAAUCUUUGAGGCUUCGUUCAACACGUUCAACUCACACGCGAGUCGAUACCCGAAACAGGAUGUUAGGCGGAGGGAGAAGACGGGACAAAAAGAAACAAGAGUGAUAUAAGAAAGAGGAAGAAAACAACGAGCCGUCUUGUAUACACAUUGAUACGCAUCAAAACGCGAUCGUGCGAUCGGGUUUCGCAAUAUAGCAGAUGUAAGAAGACACCGAGCGACAUAACCUCGAAUCUAACGGGAUGGAGAGCAACAGGUGUAUAAUAACAACGCUCGUGCGUGUGGAUGCUACUGUUCCGUGACUAACUAAAUGACGCAUCUGUCGUAAUUUAUGGAGGAUAUUUUUUUUAAAGCUUUUUUUUUACAUUCACAUGUAAUAUUCAUUUUAUUUUUUUUAAUAAUUUUACGAGAUAUCUUCUUGCAAAUAUAAUGGUUGUGAAUUGUGACCUAUAAUAUAACGAUAAUUGAGUGAAAUUAGCUUCGGCUUCAUGUACAUAUUUUAAUGCGACGCACUAAUCUUGCGCAAGAUGUCUUAUAUUCAGCCGCAGAAUUCUAAUCGAGUUAAUUCGAUAAAGCAAAAAUUCGAAUCUGCCAGUCCAAGCCCGGAGAGGGAUAAUUCGAGUGAGAAGAAGCGUGACGACGAAAAAGUGAAGGAAUCGCUAUGCCGGACACUGAGUGCGUCUCCUGUUGUGCUGAGGAAGAAUUUGAAGCUCCAGGUUACAAGGCAGCUCUCAAAUCCUGGUAGAAAUAUUAAAAGAAGCCCUGCUUUUCGGGGAGACAAAUUGGCUAGGACCAAGAAUUUGCAUUCCCCUACCAAGGAGAGGAUCGUUUCGUUGGUCGAUAAGAAUGUCAAAUUGUUCGAGGAUAAACCCGAGUACGGUAAACUCGGUAAGGUCAAAAAGAAAUCGAGAUACAACGAACAUGAAAUGGGAUACGACGACGUGGACUCGAUCAUGCUGUCCGAUAAUUUAAAUAGAGAACUUCACGACAAUGGCGGAUAUGGCAGAUUGUUGCCGAGAGAAAAAGAAAAGCCAAAAGGAUCACGAAGCCAGUCUUCGGAACGUUUGGGGAACAGGGAAAUAUCGCCUGCAUCAAGAGCGACGAACGAGCAACGCAUAGACUCUGUUAGAACGACCGUUAUAUCAAGACAUAAAAAUAUAUCCGCGAUUUCUGAGGGGAUCCGAGACGAGAACGAUGACAGUGAAAGUCCACUGGACAGACAUGAAAUUAGGAAAAAUAACAGUACCGAGGUUUGUCUCAAACUUGACAAAUUUACGAAGAACGGUGUCGAGUACACGAAAGUAAUGAAACCCAAACAUAAUCAAUUCAAUGAACAGAAGACGAAUAACGAUGUGUCAACGCAUAAAUACAGCAAGGACAAUGACAACGAGGAUUAUAACGACGAGAUCUGCGAUAUCAGGGAAGAAUUAUCGAGAAGAAAAUCCAAAGUAAGAGAAAAUGACAAUGAAUCCUCUCCACUUGCUAGUAAAAACAAGUUGUUUGGAGUAGCAAGUCGACAUUCUAAGAAUAGCUCCGAAGCAGGUCGAAUAAUUGACUUGUUUGCAAACAGCAAAGAUUCUCCGUCGGCUCAAACCAACCUUGACUUUGUUCCUGUAAAAGACAUUAUUUUAAGAGACAAAAGACAUAAUUUAACAUCGAGAAAAUCUUCGAUACUUGGCGCAUCGCCACCAAUGUUCGAGAACAAACUGACCGACACGUUGAAGGCAGCUCUCAAAGCCCCUCUUCCUUCUGGACCACCGCCCAAGAAACCUCCUAGAACCUUUGCUCAUAGUCCGACAACGAACAGGUCUCCAGUCGACGACUACGAAGAAGUAAAUGGGUUCUGGCAGAAGAAAAAAUUUGAAAUCAAUCAGAGUGUGGGCCAAAAUGUUUCUGAUACAACAGCACAAAAAAUAAAUAGUUUCUUGCACGAUGCUGGCACUCAGCAUUUGAAGAGAAGAAAUUGUGUGAAGAACAGAAAGGAUACUCGUUUCAAUUACCCUAAUUCAGGUAAUAUUGAGCACAGCGAUUUUCCUGAUCAGGAAAAAAUGCCCAGCGUACCACAGAGAGUUCCAACCCUGGACAGCCUUUUAUAUAGGAUAAGAGGUCGAAGCGAAGAAUCCUCAGACGUUAUUAAGGAUGUCGAUAAUUCAACAGAUUAUGAGCCUAUCGCUGUGCCUGAUUUAAACAGUGAGAAUAAUAUUUCGAUACCGUUGUCCAAGCUGUGCAUACAAUCGGGUAAAGAAUCAGAUGCCGAAAAGAGUUUCUCACCCUCAGAUUCUUCUCCUGCGAGGGAAAAAAGUUUUCCGUCAACUGGUGCCCUGAACGACUCUGCAUCGUCUGAAGAAAACUCAAGUUCGCCGUUGAACAUUUCUUACUCACCUAAGAAGUUCAAAACGUCACCGAUUAGGUCUUUCGGUUCAUUGAAUUCAAGAUCAAGGACAAGCAGGGAUUCCAAGGAGAUGUUGGAAAAGUUGGAGCAUGUUUUGAUACAACAUCAAAAAGCUUGCGGUCCAAGAGUAAUCGUCCCUCGGCAAGAUAAAACUGACCUCGGCAUUACUACAAGUCCGAAAGUGAAAGUUGAAGUUGAAGAAGAUACCGAAAACAGCAAUGUUACAAGGCACAGGGAAAUAUUUCAGAAAACAUUAUCUCGAACUUUGGAAGAGGGUGGAAGGCUUGGGCCUCUACCCAACGUACCCAGUGCUCCGGAAAGGAGCAGAAACUUAGGAUUCGACUGUUUACCUUUGCUGAACUGUGCUGGAAAUUCUAGUAUCUAUGAGCAAAUACAGAACCCAGAUUUCAAGACUUACUUAACUGAUACUAAAAACUCUCGUUCCAAUUCCCUGAGAAGAUCUGAAAAUAUUUACAGUAAAUUUGGCCAUGCUAUUACGCAUAAUUCACAAUUCUACGUCGCUGAUAGCAUGGAAAAUUCACUAAAUUUUACAAACCCCGAUCCAUACGACACUUUGCUCGUCAGUCCAGCGUCAAAAAGAUUGUCAUCGGAGUUGACAACGUUUUCCGACGCCAAAAAACACGUAACCAACGCUUCGAACAAGGAGGAACACGUUUACGCCGAACCCUUUACCUUCAACAAGAAUUUCAGCACAGAUAUCACGGGAUUGAAAUCAGCCACGUCUUCUCCCAGAGUCGAGAGACGGUUUGGCAUUAAUAAACGAGAGGAUAGUCCGAAAAGUUUCCCAAAAGGAGCGGAGUUGCAUUACAUGUGUACUCCCAUACCAACCGCUUGCGUUGAAACCAACAAUAACCAUAUUGAAAAUGAGUUUGCAAUGACGAAUAAUCGUCAUGAGAACAACGUCCCUAAGAAAUCGCUACUCAAGUUGGCGAUCCUGACGCGUCCUUCGCCCGACAAGUUUGAUAAGACCAAGAUAGAGCAGUUGCUGGAUCAAGCAUUCGGCCAGCCGGUUAUGGCUGGAUCCCAAACACCGACGGAUUCGAAUACUUCGUCUGACACCGACUCUUUGGCCUCAUCGACCUCGAUCACGGAAGAAUACUCGACCUUCAGUGAAAAACUCCAGGUGUUCAAAGAGAAGCAGAAACCGUUUCGACCGAGCAAAGCGGAACUUCACAGAAGCCAGACUGAUAAGAGGAAACACUACGUUAGACGGGUUUCAUCAAAGUUUUCGGAACGCAAAGAAGGUCCCGUAGUCAGCAAACUGGUUGAUAAUCUUUUCGAAGUCUGUCUCCUGGUUGAAAUUAAUCUUAGUACCAGGAAACCAUACGUUAAGGAUCAAUAUCCGAUACAUGCAAAACCCCCGGCAUGGAUAGAGUACUUCUGUUUUCCCGACGGACUCGAUUGGCCACCUUUGGAAUCGGAUCAAAACCUGGCGUACACGUUCGUCUUGACGGACGAGAAAGGAAAUCGGAGAUACGGCCACUGUCGUCGAGUCAGGCCAGAAGGAGCACCCGUUUGUCUACCUCUGGCAUACUGCCUAAUCACGAAGCACCGGGCGAGUGGUUUUUACGCGAAACUCUUGGAUGAGCUCGAGUCGCGGCACGGCCAGCCGGAUGUAGCGAGGCGAAAUUUUAUCGAGCAAUUAUACAACAGCAGAAUGCCGGAAGCUGGGCAAGUGCUGAGGUUCAAACCCAUUGUGACCGAGACUGAGGAAGAUUGCGACGGGUCAUCAAGCGGCGCCGAUAGCCCGACGUUUAACAACAACGUUGUUCUUGGUAACAAGUUCACGAAUUCUUACGGCCAAACUCGCAGCAUAGGUAUGCCGAAGCUCACCACCGCGGCCUUGUUGCAUCAUGAAAAAUCCAAGGGUACCGAAGACUCUUUGAACGAUCGGGAAUCCACGAACGACGAAUACACCAUAGUUAGACUCGAUGAUCAUCGACUGGAGGAAAGGGAUAUGAGUCAGUUAUUCGACGCGGUUUCCGUCAAAGUGUUGCUCCUUCUCUUCGCAAGUUUAUUGCUCGAACGAAAAGUCAUUCUGAUUUGCAGUAAAUUGAGUAAAUUAUCGUCAUGCGUCGAGGCUCUGCAGAGUUUACUCUACCCGUUUAACUGGCCACACCCGUUUGUACCGAUUCUGCCUAACAUUCCCGAAUUUUCUGAAAUCCCACAAGCGCCAUCGCCGUUUGUUAUUGGAAUUUUGAAACAAAGAAAUGGAAUCACUAUCGAAAUAACGCCGAUGGAAGAUGGGAUUAUUGUAGACCUGGACAGUUCAAAGGUAAUCUCAGCCGUUGGAGAUGAGUCUUCCAUUUUACCAUCAAGACUUCAGAAGGGACUGAAAUCAGCUCUACAAUUGGUGUCUAACAACACCAAAACCGGUGAUGGUUCUAGAAACUUUUUAGUUUCUGAAGCAUUUUUAAGGGUCUUUGUCGAAACUUGCGCCCAUUGCGAUUCACACAUUGUCACUCAACAAGAUGGGAAAAUCGUCUUCGAGAAAGAGUCAUUUGUAAAGGCUGGGCCAUCGCGUGGAACUCAAUACUUCCUCGAAUGGUUUGUGGAAACAACGAUGUUCAAUCAGUUUAUACACGAUCGAAUUUUGAAAAUGGAAGGGUUGAAUCUACCUUGCGUAGAUCAUAUGAAGUUAUUUGACCAAAGGGUGGCUGAGUAUUCGAAAGCUGCUGAUAAAAAUUCUCAAUCAAAGAAAGGCUUUGGUAAAAAGAAAACCCUGGGUGACCGAUUCAAAGACUUAACUAACUUUAACUAGCAGCAAAAACAAAACAAAUUGAGAUAGAAGAAGAUUUUCCAAAAAGUCGCUUCCCCAUCGAGACUGUGUCAGCCUACAGCUUAACGCUGUAUAUUAUUCCAGAAUAUCUAAUUACCAGAAAUAUUACAAGUAAAAUUACUUCAUUUUUUUUUUAUCUCGUGUCUUAAAGUGGCAUCUUGUAGCUUUAAUUAGUUUAAGCGUUGGGCUAUAUUUGUACAGACUGUUCUCAUUCUAUAGUAGCCAUUAUUAGUGCCUUCCGUAAGUAGUGAUAUGUAUGAUAGCAGUGAUAUAGGAUGAUAUGAUAAAAUGUAAGUAGUAGGUAAUCAAAUGCAUAGUGGAAAAUCAAAGGCAAUUUAAGAUAUAGUAUAGAAUACAAAUGAUGUAUACAAACUUAUAGCCAAAGUAUAUUUUCAUAGACGGAAUGAGCAUAACAAAGGUUAGUUUGACCAGUGUUGAAAAAACUCUGUUCCCUUUAAUUAAUUACUAUUAUCAUACUCAAGUGGCACAAUGUUUUUUACCUGAUAAAUUACGCUAAUUGUAAGUGAUGUUAAUUUUAUUAUUAUUAUAAUCAGUUUUUGUUUUUUGUUAUUGCCAUUACUUACUCAUACUGUGAUUAUUUAUUUCAUACUAUUCUAUCCACAUGUCCUUCUUUGUAUACAUUCUAUAAAAGAAAAACUGAUUUGCUAUAU
Neodiprion virginianus is the source of this 6045-nucleotide messenger RNA. RefSeq lists its product as uncharacterized. NCBI's taxonomy places the organism in Eukaryota, Metazoa, Arthropoda, Insecta, Hymenoptera, Diprionidae. Gene Ontology annotation, molecular function: phosphatidylinositol phosphate binding; guanyl-nucleotide exchange factor activity. The transcript is spliced from 9 exons. Gene Ontology annotation, biological process: endocytic recycling; endocytosis. The coding region runs from base 710 to 5356 and encodes 1548 amino acids. The record is from RefSeq and is a predicted model, not a curated record. Gene Ontology annotation, cellular component: cytosol; intracellular membrane-bounded organelle.